UAGAAGUAUGCGAAGUCCAGUGUUUAAGGGACAAACAAUGUCAGUCAAUCAAUUUUCACCAGUCGAAGAAAAAAUGUGAGCUGAACGACGAAUCCGACCGUACAGUUGAUCGAAGAAACUUCAAAACACAUACAGGAGUAGUCCAUGUCGAUAUCACGGAGAUGGAAGGAAUAGAGAUUUUCUUAGGCAUAUGUUUGGGCCACAUCUGUCCUACCGGGACUAUAUGUGCGUCCUCACCAAAUGGAUCGAAGGCAAGAUAUACCUGCCUGCAAGCGGAUAACUGCAACAUCACGAAGUUCUGCCCUGCUCCGUAUUACGUUUGCAAGAGCCCACUGGGACGUUUGUUCAAGAAUGGUCACGUGGCUUCUCAUAUUGUUUCAUCUAGGAUCUCCACGUGGUACGGUUAUAAAGUCAAAACAUACAGCCCGAUGUUAUACGCCUUAUCAGGAGACUCCUUCACACGACAUGGCGGCUGGGUGCCGUCAGCAUCAAGCAUAGACGAAUUUAUCAUGUUGAAUAUGACAACCGUUUGCAAAUUGACUGGAAUAUCUACACAAGGCACACAUUAUUACAAGUAUUGGGUACGUUCUUAUACAUUGAGUUACAGCCAAGACUGCGUCACCUGGAACACCUAUCUUAACCAUGAUGGACUUCCUAAGUACUUCAGUGGCAACAACAACAGAGACACGGUUAUCAGCCAUGAGUUCGACCAUGCUAUCCUCGCUAAGUGUGUGCGCCUGGAACCAAAAUCCUGGAACGACCGGAUUGGAGUCCGGCUAGACUUUACCGGAUGUCCAGUAGAAUAGUGAACUCGAUUUCGGUCUUUUUGUAAUCGAUGACGAACGGCAUGUUGAUUCACAUUAAAGAUGUGGGAUAAAACAGCCGCAUAUCCGAGGACUUGUAUAUUAUUUGUCACGAUUUGUUCCCUAAUAAUUAUUAUAAUUUAGAUUUUAGUCUGCUUUUCUUGGUUAAAUGUAAUUAUAUCGCAAAAUAUAAACAUAUUUUAAAAUUCUUAUUAUUAUACGUG
Mya arenaria is the source of this 1027-nucleotide messenger RNA. RefSeq names its product lactadherin-like. The transcript has 5 exons. The record is from RefSeq and is a predicted model, not a curated record. Bases 162 to 806 code for a protein of 214 amino acids. NCBI's taxonomy places the organism in Eukaryota, Metazoa, Mollusca, Bivalvia, Myida, Myidae.